Molecule: messenger RNA, 448 nt
Organism: Acanthisitta chloris (rifleman)
Lineage: Eukaryota; Metazoa; Chordata; Aves; Passeriformes; Acanthisittidae
Gene: HINT1
Product: histidine triad nucleotide binding protein 1
Exons: 2
Biological process (GO): purine ribonucleotide catabolic process
Cellular component (GO): cytoplasm; nucleus
Molecular function (GO): hydrolase activity
Source: RefSeq, a predicted model, not a curated record
UGCCUCGCAUUCCAUGAUAUUUCACCCCAAGCUCCAACACAUUUCCUAGUGAUUCCUAAGAAGCCAAUUGUCAGGUUGUCUGAAGCAGAAGAUUCUGAUGAAUCUCUUCUUGGGCAUUUAAUGAUUAUUGGCAAGAAGUGUGCUGCUACCCUGGGCCUGACGAAUGGAUACCGGAUGGUUGUGAAUGAAGGGCCUGAGGGUGGGCAGUCUGUCUAUCACGUUCAUCUCCAUGUUCUGGGUGGCCGCCAGCUGGGCUGGCCUCCUGGCUAGGAUUUGUACUGCACAAGAGUUAACUGCAUGCAAUCAAGUCACCACCACAUAGAUCUAAUAUGUUGUCCAUCAAUCUAGCCACUGUUGAUGUAGUUUGGUUUUUUUUAACACAUGUCUACAGAGGGUAAUAAACGCUCUGAACAACAUUUGCACAAUAAAGAUUAAGCAUGUGGGAAUC